Cadophora gregata is the source of this 828-nucleotide messenger RNA. RefSeq names its product adenylate kinase (gene ADK1). Gene Ontology annotation, molecular function: ATP binding; AMP kinase activity. The record is from RefSeq and is a predicted model, not a curated record. The coding region runs from base 1 to 828 and encodes 275 amino acids. Lineage: Eukaryota; Fungi; Ascomycota; Leotiomycetes; Helotiales; Ploettnerulaceae. Gene Ontology annotation, cellular component: mitochondrion; cytoplasm. The transcript is spliced from 4 exons. Gene Ontology annotation, biological process: ADP biosynthetic process.
AUGGCACCAAUUGGCGACGAUACCGUGCAGUCGCUGCACGAGCUGGUUUCCAAGCUUGAAUCGCGAGUGGCCGAGUUGGAAUCUAAGCUGAGCCAUGCUCAGGGCGGAACCAAGCAUUCACCGGCUGAGGGCGUAAGAAUGAUCUUGAUGGGACCUCCUGGUGCUGGCAAGGGAACUCAAGCACCCAAGAUCAAGGAGAAGUUUUCCUGCUGCCACUUGGCUACUGGAGACAUGCUGCGAUCACAAGUCGCGAAGAAGACACCUCUAGGGAAGGAGGCCAAGAAGAUCAUGGACCAAGGUGGACUUGUCAGUGACGAAAUUGUUAUUGGUAUGAUCAAGGCCGAGUUGGAGACAAACAAGGAGUGCAAGGGAGGCUUCAUCCUGGACGGAUUCCCACGAACAGUUGUACAAGCCGAGCGUCUAGACAAAAUGCUUGAGAGUAAAGAUCAGAAGCUCCAACACGCUGUCGAGCUCCAAAUCGAUGAUGGCCUCCUGGUUGCGCGGAUAACUGGUCGUUUGGUACACCCAGCAUCUGGCCGAUCAUAUCACAAGAUCUUCAACCCACCCAAGGAGGAGAUGAAGGAUGACAUUACUGGCGAGCCAUUGAUUCAACGAUCGGACGACAAUGCCGAGGCUCUCAAGAAGCGACUUGUGACCUACCACCAGCAAACAUCUCCAGUCGUUGGAUAUUACCAAAAGACGAAGAUCUGGAAGGGCAUUGAUGCCAGCCAAGAACCUGGCCAAGUGUGGAAGAGCCUUCUCGGAGUUUUUGAAGCAGAGAAGAAGGCCAAGAGCGGCGGUCUGCUUAGCAAGAUCACCGGGAAUUGA